CCUAUCUUCACGGCAACCCUUAGCCCUAACUCUUCCGUCACAGCUUCUGACUAUUUCAUUCCGAAUCUUUUUGGUUUCCGAGAAAAUCAAAGAGAAAUUUCCGAUGGCACCCAAGGCCGAGAAGAAGCCCGCGGAGAAGAAACCGGCCUCUGAAAAGCCGGCGGAGGAGAAGAAGGUCGCGGAGAAAGCUCCGGCGGAGAAGAAGCCGAAGGCCGGGAAGAAGCUGCCGAAGGAGGCCGGCGGAGCCACCGGCGACAAGAAGAAGAAGCGGACGAAGAAGAGUGUGGAGACCUACAAGAUCUACAUCUUCAAGGUGUUGAAGCAGGUUCAUCCCGAUAUCGGGAUAUCGAGCAAGGCAAUGGGGAUCAUGAACAGCUUCAUCAACGACAUCUUCGAGAAGCUUGCUCAGGAGGCUUCAAGGCUCGCCAGGUACAACAAGAAACCCACAAUCACGUCUCGGGAGAUUCAGACCGCGGUCAGACUUGUUCUUCCAGGUGAACUCGCCAAGCACGCUGUCUCCGAAGGGACCAAGGCUGUGACCAAGUUCACUAGCUCUUGAAGAACAAAAAAUUAGGGUUUGGGGUUUCUGGGUCUGUGGGCUAUAAUGCUUUAGGGACUAGUUGUGGGUUUUCUGUGAAUCUGUAAUGCUGAUUAGGGAUUAGCAUGUUGUCUCAUGCUUGAUUGUUAAACGUAUCUUGGAUGUAAUUAUUAAGAACAGAUGGUUUUCCGUUGAUGGAGAUGAUAAUCUCUCUCUUCCUGCUUAUGUUCGUGGUUGUUGACUAAAUAUCAUCUGGUAGCGUUUGCGUA
This is a messenger RNA of Tarenaya hassleriana, 807 nucleotides long. RefSeq names its product histone H2B. Gene Ontology annotation, molecular function: protein heterodimerization activity; structural constituent of chromatin; DNA binding. The transcript has a single exon. Gene Ontology annotation, biological process: nucleosome assembly. Bases 104 to 559 code for a protein of 151 amino acids. NCBI's taxonomy places the organism in Eukaryota, Viridiplantae, Streptophyta, Magnoliopsida, Brassicales, Cleomaceae. The record is from RefSeq and is a predicted model, not a curated record. Gene Ontology annotation, cellular component: nucleosome.